This is a messenger RNA of Ochlerotatus camptorhynchus, 1734 nucleotides long. Its product is annotated as mesoderm induction early response protein 1. Gene Ontology annotation, biological process: negative regulation of transcription by RNA polymerase II. Gene Ontology annotation, cellular component: nucleoplasm. Gene Ontology annotation, molecular function: transcription corepressor activity; histone deacetylase binding. The record is from RefSeq and is a predicted model, not a curated record. NCBI's taxonomy places the organism in Eukaryota, Metazoa, Arthropoda, Insecta, Diptera, Culicidae.
GUACAAGAGUGUAUGUGUCUGUUCAUUGCAGUUGACGAAACGGUAUAAAUAGUUUGAAAAAUAUACGAGGAUAAACUAGUGCGAUAGAUAACGGUAGCUUAACAACCAAUCUCCAUAUUUAUUCAAGUUUUCUUCACUUUCGCCUAUUACAUAAGAGAUUAUUAGCAUCCUUCUUUUGCUCAAGUGUUGUACAAAUCUGGCAUAACGAGCUUGUUCUAUAGUAUAUGUUUCAUUCCUUUGCUUCAUUACGCGAUACACUUGCUUUGUUCUCGUUAGUUAUAAAUUCUGGUUGCAUAAAACUAGUAACGAUUUUAUUUUCCGACGUGAUGAUGAUCUCCUAAGCGAGUUUGAAUGAUGAAAGAGGUUCUGUUUCCGUUUGCUUUCAGCUCAAAGGUAUGGCAGUAGGGCCACUGUAAGGAGGAGAAACUAUCCCUUGGCUGGUCGUGUACAGUUCUGCUACAGUGUUACAUUUAAGCACCUCAACUCCAACAAAAAUGCCUAUAGAAGAAGUACAACAGCAGCAGCAAUCUCAACAGCAGCCUCAAACCAAUCAAACAGAUCAAGCGAUACCGAUAAGGGCACCGCCGGACGAAGAGGAUGAUGAAGACGAUGAGGACGACGAUGAAGCCGGAACCGGAGGAGAUCCCACGGACGGAGCUCGUAGCUAUUCCAGCACACAGGUGGCCUCGGCCGGAGGUGGCUUCUACGAGGAGGACGAAGAGGAUGAAGAAGACGAAAUUGAAGAACAAUCUGGACUGCGGCAACUGUUUGCACCCAUAGUAAGUUGCAUACCUUUUCUUGAUUGGAAAAAAAUAAAUAAAUUGCAUUCCAUUCCGGCAGACGCACAAGCGCAAAGCGAAGACGAAGAAGAUGGGGACUACAUUCCGGACGAGGAGGUGAAAAAGACCAUUAUGGUGGGUAGUGACUUCCAGGCAGUGAUACCGGAGGGUCUCUGCCGGUACGACGAUGCACUGCCUUACGAGAACGAAGAUAAACUGCUGUGGAAUCCGACGGUGCUCGGUGAGGACCUCAUCGAAGAGUAUCUGAAGAAGAUUUCCGCUGCGGCGAGUAGCAAUACGGGGACACCGCAGACGAAUAGUGUUUUUUCGAUUCCCCUAGGAAGGCACCUGCGGGAUGACGAGCAGGGACUGUACCUGCUGCAGCAAUGUGGGCACAAUAUAGACGAAGCUCUGCGGAGAAAACGGAUAAAUGCCGUCCCGGUGGCAGAACAGCACAUGAGCAUUUGGUCCGAGGAGGAGUGUAGGAAUUUUGAAAAUGGUCUCCGGAUACAUGGGAAGGACUUUCACAUGAUUCAGCAAUCGAAGGUUCGCACGCGAUCGGUCGGCGAGCUGGUUCAGUUCUACUACCUGUGGAAGAAAACCGAACGACAUGACCUUUUUGCCAACAAGGCACGACUAGAGAAGAAAAAGUACAACCUCCAUCCGGGGCUGACGGACCACAUGGACCGGUUCCUGGAGGAGCAGGAAAAUAGCACCGGAUUCGGCGAUCGAAGUUCGUCGCCCGGGUUCAACAGCUUGUACAGUAGCGCUCCGGAAGCCAAACGACAACGUUUGAUGGAUUCGAAAGACCACUCAGCCAGCACAGGAUCUUCGAAAAGGUCUUCGUCAGCACUGUGACUCAGUCCUGCAGUGUUUCCCUCCGGGAGGGGACCACUAGCCAAGUAAACAUCGUUCGUUCACGGGGCAAGCAUAGAGCAGGACACACACACAAAAA